Molecule: messenger RNA, 1983 nt
Organism: Nicotiana attenuata
Lineage: Eukaryota; Viridiplantae; Streptophyta; Magnoliopsida; Solanales; Solanaceae
Exons: 5
Coding region: 1-1983 (660 amino acids)
Biological process (GO): DNA integration
Molecular function (GO): nucleic acid binding
Source: RefSeq, a predicted model, not a curated record
AUGAAACGACGAUGGGAUGAAUUGGACACUCUCAACUCUGAUAUGCAGUGCUCAUGCAAUUGUGAUUGUGGUGCAAAGAAGAAAAUGCAGCAAUUUAAGGAACAUGAGAGGCUUAUUCAGUUCCUCAUGGGCUUGAAUGAAACAUAUGGAUUGGCUUGGAGAAACAUACUCAUGGUUAAACCUCUACCUUCAGUUAAUCAAGCUUACUCACUUCUCAUACUUGUGGGAUUUCCUGCUGAUUUCAAAUUUACUAAAAACAAAAGGGUUCAAAAUCCUCCAAAAGGAAAUUCAGCCACUGUAGUAGAAGAUACAGGGGAAAUUCAUAGCAACAUGGCAGAAGGACUUCAAUUUUCUCAGAAGCUCUUAUCUGAUCAAUUCAGUCAAUUAGUUAAUCUCCUGAAUCAACUACAAACAGGACAGGGAGCUUCUCAAGAGGUUAAUGCAAAUUCAGCUUCUGGAAUAUUGUUUACUAAUUCUCCAUCCUGUUAUUCAAUUUCCAAUUCUAAUAUUUCCAACUCUUGGAUUAUAGAUUCAGGGGCAACUGAGCAUAUGUCUAGUUCUGGAAAUGUUCUGCAUAUUCCUAGUUUCAAGUACAACUUACUCUCAGGCCCUCUCAUGAAAAGCCCUCAAGUUUUUGGUGAAGCUAAGGAGGAACUUUACUUAUUGGAGCCUAGUGUCACAGCACCUAGAACUUUGUCAUCCAAAAUUGCUAAAUCUUUUUCUAAUUCAGUUUCAGCUAAUAGAUUGUUGCCUGCAUCAUUUUCUAAUUCAGUUUCAGCUUCUUUUCCUUUUCCUAUUUUAACAAAAUCAGAAUCUGAUGUAAAACUCUGGCAUGUAAGAUUGGGGCAUUUGCCUUUUAAUGCAAUGAGAUAUAUCAGUUCCAUUUCAUUUGCCUCUGAUUCCGUGUGUCAUUGUGAUGUUUGUCCAUUAGCAAGACAGUGUAGAUUACCAUUUUCACUCAGUCAUAUCAAAACUAAGCAACCUUUUGAAUUAAUACACAUUGACACAUGGGGUCCUUAUAAGACUCCUACUCACAAUGGAUACAUGUAUUUUCUCACUAUUGUUGGUGAUUUCAGUAGAGCAACUUGGACUUAUCUACUGAGCACAAAGGGUAGUGCAUUUUCAGUUCUAAAAUAUUUUUUGAGCAAUGUGGAAAGACAAUUUAACACUAAGGUCAAGGUUAUCAGGUCAAAUAAUGCUUUGGAAUUGGGAAGCAGCACUGCAGCUUCUUUGUUCUUAUUAUCACAAGGUAUUUUGCAUCAGACUUCAUGUGUGGGAACUCUUCAGCAAAAUGACAUUGUAUUUCCAUCAGGAGUGCUCAAAGGACACACUCCCUAUCAUUUGCUGUUUGGAAAGGCACCUUCCUGUUCUUUCUUAAGGAGUUUUGGUUGUCUUUGUUAUGCCUCUACCUUAUCACAUAACAGAGGGAAGUUUGAUCCUAGAACCACAACAUGUGUAUUCAUGGGAUAUCCUAAUGGUCAAAAAGGAUAUAAAUUAUUGAACCUCACCACCAGGAAUUUGUUUGUCUCCAGGGAUGUUCAUUUCAUUGAACAUAUCUUUCCCUUCUCCCAUAUGUCUCAAGAUAAUCCCUCUAUAUAUCCUGGUUCUACUUUUCCUAUACCUCUUUUCACCUCUGAUGCUCCCUCACAACAUCACUUCACUGUACCACAAGAUUGCUCUACACCUGAUUCUUCACCUAGUUCCUCUUCUCACCAGAAUACUCCCCCUCCUAUUUCUUCUACCUCACCUAUCCCUCCUUCCCCUCCUGUUCCCCUUAGGAGAUCUAGUAGAGAUAAUAUAGGGACUCUACCUAAUUAUCUUAAGGAUUAUGUUUGCAACAACAUAUUUCUCACUGAUGUAACCACUUCUUGUCUCACCUCUACUUGUUCCCCAUCUCCCUUUGCUUUCUCUGCCCUCACUAGCUCUAAUCAACACCUCCUCAAAUCAGUAUCUUCUAUUACAGAACCCACCUCCUACUAUUAG